AUGGAGAUAACACUGAACAGUGGCUACAAGAUGCCGAUCGUCGGCUUAGGAGUGUGGAGGAUGGAGAAAGAAGGGAUUCGAGACCUUAUCACCAAUGCCAUCAAGAUCGGCUAUCGCCAUCUCGACUGUGCUGCUGAUUACAAGAACGAAGCCGAAGUUGGUGAGGUUCUUACGGAAGCUUUCAAGACUGGUUUAGUCAAGAGGGAGGAACUCUUCAUUACGACCAAGCUAUGGAAUUCAGACCAUGGGCAUGUGGUUGAGGCGUGCAAAGACAGUCUCAAGAAACUCCAACUGGAUUACCUCGACCUUUUCCUUGUUCAUUUUCCCGUAGCAACCAAGCACACAGGAGUUGGAACAACAGAUAGUGCUAUGGGCGAGGAUGGGGUAUUGGACAUUGAUACAACCAUCUCUCUGGAAACUACAUGGCAUGACAUGGAAACGCUUGUUUCUAUGGGUUUGGUCCGCAGCAUUGGAAUCAGUAACUAUGAUGUCUUUCUAACGAGAGAUUGCUUGGCUUACUCCAAAAUCAAGCCUGCAGUGAAUCAGAUUGAGACACAUCCUUACUUCCAAAGAGAUUCUCUUGUCAAGUUCUGCCAGAAGCAUGGCGUUUGUGUCACCGCUCAUACGCCUCUCGGAGGUGCCACGGCCAACGCAGAGUUGUUUGGUACCGUGUCAUGUCUAGAUGACCCAGCUCUCAAACAAGUGGCCGACAAGUACAAAAAGACAGUGGCGCAGGUUGUCCUGAGGUGGGGAAUCCAGAGGAACACAGUGGUGAUACCAAAGACGUCGAAACCUGAGAGAUUGGGACAGAAUUUUCAGGUUUUCGACUUCGAGCUGAAGAAAGAGGACAUGGAGCUGAUCAAAACCAUGGACAGAAAGUACCGUACGAACCAACCAGCCAAGUUUUGGGGCAUUGAUCUCUACGCUUGA
Microthlaspi erraticum is the source of this 930-nucleotide messenger RNA. The record is from the annotation of a GenBank genome assembly. Lineage: Eukaryota; Viridiplantae; Streptophyta; Magnoliopsida; Brassicales; Brassicaceae.